This is a messenger RNA of Melanaphis sacchari, 1181 nucleotides long. It is a transcript of the gene mora, whose product is annotated as cysteine and histidine-rich domain-containing protein 1. The transcript is spliced from 6 exons. The coding region runs from base 128 to 1177 and encodes 349 amino acids. The record is from RefSeq and is a predicted model, not a curated record. NCBI's taxonomy places the organism in Eukaryota, Metazoa, Arthropoda, Insecta, Hemiptera, Aphididae.
AGUCGGUUCAAUUUUUUUUUUGGCACGUUGUGUAUUUUCCUCGUUGCCUUAGAAAACUGAGUAAACAAGAUAUAUUAUUUCACCUUCUUUAUUUAAGUAUUAAAAGUUAACCAAUAAAAGAAAAAUAAUGUGUGAUAAAACAGAUUUGAUUUUGUGCUAUAAUCGUGGAUGUGCUGUGAAGUUUAAUCAAGACAAUAAUCUUGAAGAUUCUUGCGUAUAUCAUCCAGGUGCCCCUUUUUUUCAUGACGCCUACAAAGGAUGGUCGUGCUGUAAAAAGAAAUGUACCGAUUUUACUGAAUUUCUUAACAUUAAGGGUUGUACAAAAGGUUACCAUAAUGGUAAAAAGCCAAAAGAGCCUGAGAAGUUUGUUCCAGAUAAGGAUAUUAAAGAUGAUAUUAUUGAAUAUCAUGCUCCAAAACCAGUUUCAUUACCAAGACCAUCAGCUAAUUUGCCGUUGGAAAAUAUUAAACCUACCGUAUCUUCUACUCUCGUAGAACAAAUGGCUUCUACUACAAUUAGUAAUACCAAUGGAAAUGAGAAAAACAGCUUAACUGACAUUGCAAUUGGUACUAUGUGUAAAAACAAUGGAUGUAAACAGGCCUAUGAAGGUUCUGGGAAAGGUAACCUUUCAUGUAACCACCAUCCCGGUGUACCUAUAUUUCACGAAGGUAUGAAAUAUUGGUCGUGUUGUAAUAAAAAGACAUCAGACUUCAAUGCAUUUUUAGAACAAGUUGGAUGUUCUCAAGGAGAACAUUGUUGGAUUAAGGAAACGAAAACUCAAGGUCAUACUAACUGUCGCUUAGACUGGCAUCAGACUGGACCCUGGGUUGUAGUGUCAAUUUUUGCCAAGAAAUAUGAUCCAAACAUUUCUUUUGUGAAAUUGUCGCCUGUGAAACUGUCCGUGGAAUUAUACUUUCCUUCUGAUAAUUCAGUGUUUUCUAAAACCAUGGAACUAUAUGGGAUUAUUGAUGUUAAAACAAGUUGUGUGUUUAUGUUGCCUACAAAAGUUGAAAUAAAACUUAAAAAAGCAGAACCAGUAUCAUGGGGAACAUUAGAAUAUCGGAAACAUAAAUCUUUAAAUGAUACAAACCAUUCUAUAAAUGUAGAAACAAAUGUCAAAAAUGAAAAUGGAAAUAAAAAUAACUCGGUUGAAAGUGUUGACCUCGGGGAUCUUUAAUUGA